AUGUCUACUAUCCUCGUUAUAGGAGCUACUGGCAAACAAGGUGGCUCACUAAUCAAAAAUCUCCUUAGCAAGAAUGCGCCUUUCCAAAUUCUGGCAGUCACCCGCAACAUUCAGUCUCCCUCCGCGCAAAAGUUGUUACAGCAGUCAUCCAAGAUUAGUCUCGUACAAGGCGAUCUAGACCACCCCGCAGAGCUAUUCAAGAAAGCACGGGGUCUGACCACCCAGCCAAUAUGGGGUGUUUUCAGUGUCCAAGUUGCAAUUGGAAACGGCGCUUCGGAAGAGACCCAAGGAAAAUCAAUCAUUGACGAAUCAAUCAAACACGGCGUCAAGCAUUUCGUCUACAGCUCAGUUGAUCGUGGCGGUGCAAAAUCCACAGACAACUCAACCCAAAUCCCGCACUUCAUCCACAAAUACAAUAUAGAGAAACACCUAUUGGCAAAUACAAAGGAUGGCGAUAUGGAUUGGACGAUUCUACGCCCGACUGCUUUCUAUGAUAAUCUCACGCCAGACUUCUUCGGCAAAAUCUUUACCACGGCUUUUGAAAUGGUUCUCAAGGGGGCACCGUUGCAGAUGAUUGGAGUGAGCGAUAUUGGCGCUGUUGCGGCAGAGGUCUUUAUGAAUGCGAAUGCGUAUAAAGGACGUGCUAUCUCUCUGGCAGGUGACGAAUUGACAUAUGCUCAGUUUAAGCAAAUCUUCGAGAAGAGGACUGGGCAGACGCUGCCUACCACUUGGAGACCACUCACUGCGUUGUUUAUGGCUGUGGUUAAAGAUAUGGGGUAUAUGUUUAAGUGGUUUCACGAUGAGGGAUUUGGCGCUGAUGUGGAAGAGGUCAAGAAGAUCCAUCCAGGUCUCAAGGACUUUGAGACUUGGCUGGAAACUGAGAGUGUGUUUGUGAAAAAAUAA
Molecule: messenger RNA, 903 nt
Organism: Penicillium canescens
Lineage: Eukaryota; Fungi; Ascomycota; Eurotiomycetes; Eurotiales; Aspergillaceae
Exons: 2
Coding region: 1-903 (300 amino acids)
Source: RefSeq, a predicted model, not a curated record